Aureobasidium pullulans EXF-150 is the source of this 771-nucleotide messenger RNA. RefSeq lists its product as uncharacterized. Gene Ontology annotation, cellular component: mitochondrion. The transcript has 3 exons. Gene Ontology annotation, molecular function: structural constituent of ribosome. NCBI's taxonomy places the organism in Eukaryota, Fungi, Ascomycota, Dothideomycetes, Dothideales, Saccotheciaceae. The coding region runs from base 47 to 640 and encodes 197 amino acids. The record is from RefSeq and is a predicted model, not a curated record.
CAGUCAAUCCAAGAUUCCCAUAUAUCACACAUAACACUCGCCCGUCAUGGUGUCAUUACUUCAGCGCAUGCGCAAGCUGCAAACUAAGCUCCUCUCCAUCCGCCUCGGUCCCGGUGCAGCAGUACUCCCCAAGGAAGUCUCCCGCAUCCACAUGCGCUUCGCCCCCAAAAUCGACGGCGGCCACAUGGGCCCAAAAAAGUUCUGGCGCCACGAACUCGUCCGCCUGAAAUUCCACAACCCUGCCAUUCCCAUGACCCUCGACCGCACCGCUCCCCAGACCGAUCCCGCUCUGAUGACCAUCUUCUUCGCCGACCCGGAAGCAUCGCCUACAAGUGGUGCUACACCCACAACCAGCACAAGUGGUGACAAGGAGCCCAGCAACUAUGCGCCCAGCUCAAGGACGGAAACGAUUGACAUGACGGGCCGCCUGCCAGAGAACAUUUUGGCCGACUUGAUGAACCUUACGAAUGCGAGACAGAUCGAGGCUACAAAGGAAGAGUUGGACACACUGCGUUCGCUCGAGGAGCAACGGAUCCGCAGUGAGAGAGAUAGCAAGCUCAGUUUGGAAGUCAGAGAAAAGAAGAAGAGAGAGGAGGCUUUGUUGGCCCAGGCAAGAGGUGACAUGGCUUCUGCUGUCUAGACUUGGAGAGCUCGAUUCGUGUAAAAUUAUAUUCUGGGAGGGGAAGCCGCAUUUUCGCAUGGCGUUUGGAUGCUGGGUUGUUCAAAAUCACUGGGCCUGUACAAAAAGGCAUAUGCCAUUUCAACUACUUU